AUGCUGAAUUCGUCAGAUGAAGAAUUCACCUAUUCAAGUCCGGGAUCCAUGACUCUAUCACCCCCCACAUCUUUGUACCUCACAAACUCCAGAGAUCAAGACGAAGAGGCCGUAGCUUCUGACUUGGAUAUUGAUAAGCCAGCUAGUCUAUCUUCCAGAAGUUUGAAUCAGCCUGUUUCUAGAGCUCGGAGUCGAAGUACAAGUGCCACAAGGCGAGGUUCCAGCAAAUUGCGGCCUAGAAGAAACUCUAGGCAUAGAGAUGAAUUGACAACUAUGGCUAAAGUUUUCAAAGACCUUCUGAUCAUGGAAGAAACUAUUCGCCAACAGUUACAGCAACAGAAGUUUCUUCGUCGCAAAUACACGCUGUUUUGUUCACUUUUAUGUGGACUCAUUGCAUUUUGUAUUUACCAACUGUACUUUAGCAAUACAGACCAACUACCUACGGGUUUUUGGCUGAUCACGUACCAGUUUCUAUCAAUCAUUACCACUAUCACCUUGGUUCUUUUCUACUUGAGUGGAGAGUACCAUAGAACGAUUGUAUUGCCAAAAAAGUUUCUCAUCACAACCAACAAAGGUUUAAGACAAUUGAAUCUCAGAGCCGUGAGGGUGAAAGCACCUUGGGGUGACGUCUUAUCUGAUAUUUCCAGAUUUGUUCUUCGCUUACUAUACAACACUAUCAAGUUCGUUUACAAAGGCACAUCCGAAUCUCAGUGGUGCCAAGAGCUGUAUCUGAGGUCGCAAGAAAGGAUAGGGGCUACAGAAAUCAAACUGGUACUCAAUUCUCGUUCAUUCUCUCCUGCUGUUAGAGAAAGUUGGGAGUUGUAUCGAAACGAGUUUUGGGCCAGGGAAGGUGCCAGAAGACGAAGUAGUAUUCGGGGGCCUGUCGGAACAACGCGUAAGGCACGUAUGAAGACCUCUGCUCCCUCUUGA
Messenger RNA from Komagataella phaffii GS115, 930 nucleotides. RefSeq names its product Regulatory subunit of Nem1p-Spo7p phosphatase holoenzyme. The transcript has a single exon. Gene Ontology annotation, biological process: nuclear envelope organization. Gene Ontology annotation, molecular function: protein phosphatase regulator activity; phosphoprotein phosphatase activity. The record is from RefSeq and is a predicted model, not a curated record. Lineage: Eukaryota; Fungi; Ascomycota; Pichiomycetes; Pichiales; Pichiaceae. The coding region runs from base 1 to 930 and encodes 309 amino acids. Gene Ontology annotation, cellular component: Nem1-Spo7 phosphatase complex.